GUCACACCCUCCAGUGGCUCGGGCUCUUUUUUUUUCUUCCCUUUUUCUUUUCCGCGCAGCUGAUUUAUUUUCUCUCGCUCUCGCCUUCGCGGCGCUGCCUGCGCAGUACUACGAGCUAGCAGGCUAGCAGCACCAGGACCAGGAGCCUCUUCCCACACUUCCGCUCUCCCUCUCUCUCUUUCCUCUCGAGAAUGGUUGUGUAGGCGGGCGCAGGAGGGAGGAGAGAGAGGGGAGCUAGCUAGGGUUUUGCGUCGCCGCCUUCUGUUACCCUUAGGUGAGCGACGCUCCCGUAGAUCCGGGCGCGCAUCCUUCGGUCGCCGCCGUCGUCUAGAUCUGUGCCGUUUGGGGCCGUAGGGGGGCGCUGUUUCGCGCUCCUCCGUGACGGUUUGGGGUGCAUUGCAGCGUGGAUUCGGUUUUCUUCGUGCGGCAUUUGUCGGCGUUCGCCGCGCGCUCUUUCAAGCGUCGUUUUUUAUUCGUUCUGUGGUUCUAAUUUAGCCCUUCGCAAGGUUGCUUCCCAUGGGGGCGUAGCUCUGAACCCCUCCGGUCCGGUGCGGCGGCGGAUUAGGCUCCGAUGGGGAAGUCUCCGGCGAAGUGGAUCAAGUCCGUGCUCUUCGGGAAAAGGUCGUCGUCGAGGUCCGGCUCCACCAAGGCCAAGGAUUUAUCGAAGGGUACGACUAACAAAGCAGCAGCUGCUGCUGCUGCUGCUGCCGGGAAGGAGCCCGCGUUCUCUGAGAGCUCUCCGGUCAUCUCGGAGCCUGUGCUUGUUAGCGCCCACAACAAUGAGACCGCGCGGGAGGCCGCUAAGGGUGAGAAUUCCAGCGUGCAAGAAGUGCCAGUGACUGAUGUCAGUCAAGACUUGGAGAAGCAGGGCACUGUUGGGUCUGAUACGUCUAAUGAUGCUGAGAGGUUGAGGGAAGAGCAAGCGGCCGUGAAGGCACAAGCUGCCUUCCGUGGUUAUCUGGCACGCCGAGCAUUCCGUGCCCUGAAAGGGAUCAUAAGACUACAGGCACUGAUUCGGGGACAUCUUGUAAGGAGGCAAGCUGUUUCAACUCUCCGUGCCACAUGGUUGAUUGUGAAGUUUCAAGCCCUUGUCCGUGGAAGGAACGUUAGACUUUCUAAUGUUUCCAUUCAAGCAACUACGGAACUUUCCCAACAGAACUUCGGGGGUUCUAAACCUGGUUCCUGGAAGGAGAAGUUGUCUUCAAAUGCAUUUGCUCGGAAGCUUCUCUCUUCACCAAUUGUGGUUGAGGCUCUUCACGUCCAGUAUGAUGAGAUGGACCCUAAUUCGGCCUUCAAUUGGUUAGAGAGGUGGACAGUAAGUCAUGUCUGGAAGCCUAUUUCCCAACCAAAGAGAGUUGGCACUGAUGCUAAGCCUCAUACAAGGAAGGCCAGUUAUGCAAUGGAAACAGAGUCAGCGAAAUUAAAGCGUAAUGCACGGAAGAGCCCUGCAGUGCCAUUUGAGCCUUCUCAAACAAACACCACCAUUGAAAAUGAGAAGACAAGACGGAAUCCAAGGAAAUUAAGUAGCACUCCUGCUGAGUCAGUUCCCGAUGGCCAGUUAACAGAACUUGAGAAGGUUAAACGUAGCCUUAGGAAGGUUACUAGUUCCACGGUUGAAACCUCAAAGGUGCCUAGCCCAACAACUGAGAUUCCUGACCGUCAAGAGGUACAAUGUGAGAGACCACUAAGAAGUGCAAAGCAAGCUCCAAUUCAUGUUGAGAAUCAAGAACCUCAGAAUGUUAAUCUAUCGGAGAAUGCAAAGAUGGAUAUUCUGGUACCAGAUAUCCAGCCUGACGUGGAAGUUGCUUCAGAUCUAGUCACAAUCACAAAUGAAGAAAAAGUUGAUGAGACACCGUCUGUUGUUGCUCCAGCGGCUGAAAUUAUGCCACUGCAAGACAUCAACAGCGAAGAAAAUGCUUUGGUGAAUGAUGUGGAAGAGAGAUCCAAAGAAGAACAUUCAUCUACUGAUAACCUGAAAGGCAGCAAGAGGAGGUCUUCAUUCUCAGCUAAACCUGAAUAUCCAGAAAAUGGCUCCAAAAAUUCUCCAGCCCUGCCAAGCUACAUGGCUGCUACACAAUCUGCAAAGGCGAAACUGCGGGGGAAUAGUUCACCAAGACUUAGCUCUGAUUCAGCAGAGAAAAACGGGUUCACUCGUCGUCACUCCCUUCCGUCCCCUAACAAUGGUAAGAUAAUUUCACAUUCUCCACGUACGCAAAGGCCAACCCAUGCUGGUGGCAAGGACGGAGCAAAAGGCGACAAGGCUAUGCUGUCAUCAAGAGAUGCGAGCGAGAGACCACUGAAAGCUGAGUGGAGACGCUGAGGUGGCGAAUCAAAACCCCAAACCCUCCAUUUGGUUAGUGCAACUAUUUGGGUCGGUGGAUGGCGUCUGCAGUUUGCUCAACUUAUUUACAGGGUUUUGGGUCAUGCCUUUUGUGAUGUAUAGCUGAAGUAUUUUCCCGGUUUGUUUUGUUUCCCAGACCCCCAGACUUACCCCCCCCCCCCCCCCCCCCCCCCCCCCCUCCUGCUUACUGAGAGGGCUGCUGAUGUUAGAGAGAACGAGAACAUGUAUGGAUUGAGUUGAACAGAACAAUCUUAGUCCCGUUUGGUCAAAUCUGGGCUGCGUUUUGACUGAUGGUUGUGUGUCAUUUAUGGUUAUUGCCCUUGAGGUCGUAGUAUUCUUUUCCAAA
Zea mays is the source of this 2687-nucleotide messenger RNA. RefSeq names its product calmodulin binding protein. Gene Ontology annotation, molecular function: protein binding. The transcript has 7 exons. The coding region runs from base 572 to 2320 and encodes 582 amino acids. The record is from RefSeq and is a predicted model, not a curated record. NCBI's taxonomy places the organism in Eukaryota, Viridiplantae, Streptophyta, Magnoliopsida, Poales, Poaceae.